Molecule: messenger RNA, 4518 nt
Organism: Hibiscus syriacus
Lineage: Eukaryota; Viridiplantae; Streptophyta; Magnoliopsida; Malvales; Malvaceae
Exons: 8
Coding region: 322-4248 (1308 amino acids)
Source: RefSeq, a predicted model, not a curated record
UUGCCAAACAAUGCAUCCUCUCAAAAUCUUCCCUCACUGAUUUUCUCCAACAAAUAUAAAAGGAAAUAUGCAGCACCAAUUCUGAUCUUCCUCGACAAUCCCUCGACACCCAUCCUUUUUCAAUUUUCAGUUUCACCUUCUCUUUUUUUUUCGAUCUCUUUCUCAAAUUCAAUCCGAUUUGGUUUUUGGAUCAUCGUUUUUGUUAAAUCCGAUUCAAUUUUAUCGAAUUUUAGGAUCGGUAAACCAAAAAGGGAAUUGAAGGGCGGGAAUGGAAAGAUUGACAAACAAUCAUAAAGCAAAGAGAGAUUGAGAAAUCAAAGGAUGCCGGGAUUAGCGCAAAGAAAUGAGCAAUAUAGUAAUGCGUUUUGGUCUAAGCAUAAUGACGAUGUUAGCUACAAUCAGCUCCAGAAGUUCUGGAGUGAGCUGUCAUUGCAAGCAAGGCAGGAGCUCCUUAGAAUUGAUAAACAAGCCCUCUUUGAGCGAGCUCGCAAGAAUAUUUACUGCUCCAGAUGUAAUGGGCUUCUGCUUGAAGGUUUUCUGCAGAUAGUCAUGUAUGGAAAAUCCUUGCAGCUGGAGGGAGUAGCUGGUAACCUUCAUCACAACAGGUCAAGAGUCCCAAAAAAUGGAAUUGAUGAUGGAUUGAGUUUGACAAAUGGGACACAAGAAGAAAUUCAAGAUCCAUCUGUUCAUCCUUGGGGAGGUUUGACAACAACUCGUGAUGGUUCAUUGACGCUUCUUGACUGCUAUUUGUGUCCAAAGUCACUGAGGGGUCUACAAAAAGUGUUUGAUAGUUCACGAGCGAGGGAGCGAGAGCGCGAAUUGCUGUAUCCUGAUGCUUGUGGAGGGGAAGGUCGGGGUUGGAUAAGCCAAGGAAUUGCAAGUUAUGGUAGAUUCCAUGGAGCAAGAGAAACAUGUGCACUGCACACUGCCAGGCUUUCUUGUGACACCUUGGUGGAUUUCUGGUCAGCUCUUGGAGAAGAAACUCGGCGAUCUCUUUUAAGAAUGAAGGAAGAGGAUUUUAUUGAGAGGCUCAUGUACAGGUUUGACAGCAAGAGGUUUUGCAGAGAUUGCAGAAGAAACGUUAUCCGUGAGUUCAAGGAGUUGAAGGAGCUAAAACGGAUGCGUAGAGAACCUCGAUGCACUAGUUGGUUUUGUGUUGCUGAUACAACCUUUCUGUAUGAGGUAUCUGAUGACACAGUCAAGGCUGAUUGGCACCAAACUUUUGCCGACACUAUUGGAACUUACCAUCACUUUGAAUGGGCAGUUGGAACUGGGGAAGGAAAAUCAGAUAUUAUGGAAUUUGAAAAUGUUGGCAUGAGUGGAAGUGUUCGAGUCAGUGGUUUGGAUCUUGAUGGCUUGAGUUCGUGUUAUAUUACCCUGAGGGCCUGGAAAUUGGAUGGCCGCUGCUCUGAAAUUUCUGUAAAAGCCCAUGCAUUAAAGGGCCAACAAUGUGUGCAUUGCAGGCUUGUAGUUGGAGAUGGUUAUGUUACAAUCACAAGGGGUGAAAAUAUUAGAAGAUUUUUUGAACAUGCCGAAGAGGCUGACGAAGAAGAGGAUGAUGAUUCCAUGGACAAGGAUGGAAAUGACGUCGAUGGAGAAUGCUUCCGUCCCCAAAAGCAUGCGAAGAGUCCUGAACUUGCUCGAGAGUUUCUUCUUGAUGCGGCUACUGUUAUAUUUAAGGAACAGGUUGAAAAGGCUUUUAGGGAAGGAACUGCACGCCAGAAUGCACACAGUAUCUUUGUUUGUCUUGCAAUAAAGCUGUUGGAGGAACGUGUUCAUGUUGCAUGCAAGGAAAUUAUUACAUUGGAAAAGCAGAUGAAGCUUCUCGAAGAAGAAGAGAAGGAAAAGCGUGAAGAAGAAGAACAGAAGGAGAGGAAAAGAAAAAAAGAACGAGAGAAAAAGCUCAGGAGAAAGGAGAGGCUGAAAGGAAAGGAAAGAGAGAAAGAGAAAAAAUGUGCGGAGUCGAGCAUUGCACCUGCUGCUCCUGAUUUAUCCAAGGAAUUAUCUUCAACAAAUAUCGAAGUUGAAGAAAAUAUUGCUAUUGAUUGCAGUGACUCCGUGAGUGAGACAGGUGAUAUGAUUGUGUGUACACAGGAUUCUAUAGACAAUCUAGGAGAACGGUUUUUAGAUGAGGAUUCGACUACAAGUUUGCAAAGUCACUCUUUUGGUAGUCCUGACGGAGAAGAUGCAAAAGUAAAAGAUGGUAAUGGCUCUUUCACUAUGGAACGAUCAAAAUUUUCUCGACGGAGAUUGAAAUUUUGCAAGGAUGGUCAAUUUGAUACUUCUGUGAAAUGGUCUGAUCGGCGUCGGUUUGCUGUUUCUGAAAGUUCUCCUGUUAAUAGAUGUGAAGCUAGAUAUAGAAGUGAAAACUUUGAGGUUCCUUCAAGGAGCACCAAUGGAUUAAAUAGGCAGUCCAGGAUAAGCAGUGCAAAGUCCAGUAGCCGGAAUUCUGAUGUUAAGUAUGCUGAAAAGUUUCAGUGUCCAAACAGUCGGAGUGAGAGAUAUGAAUUUUGCAGUUGUGGCCAACACAAUGAGUACAGAACCAAGAUUGAGCCAUAUGUUUCUGCUACUAGAGAAGGCCGAGAACUGAAGUCCGUAAGCAAGUCAAAUUCUGCAUUGGAUGUGUCCAAGCAAGUCUAUCGUGGUAACAAGUAUAAUCAACAAGAGUACAUACACGAAGAAUGUGGAAGACUAAAAAAUAAAAUUAUUGCAGGUAACAACCUUUCUGGUCGAGAUUCACUUCUUUCCAAGAAAGUUUGGGAGCCAGCAGAAGCCCAGAGAAAUUACCCACGGAGCAACUCAGAUACAGAUGUUACUCUAAGGUCAUCUAGUUACAAUGAAGGAGCUGGAGCUGAUCAUAACUUUGUUAAGUCAUCUGGUGAGACAUGCUCAAGCGAAGCUAGUUUAAAUUUGGGUGAAAUUAAUCACGAGCACAGCAAAGUUAACAAGUCAAGCACUCUUGCAACAGAUGAGGACUGUUAUGUUGAAACUCAGGAUAAAUGCUCUUCGCGGGAUGCAGCAUCCAAGGAAGUUGGAGUUUGUGCUAAUAAUAGAAACCCUACCUUGAAUGGAAAUUCUCAUUCUACGAUGAGUAGCACUUCUAGUUCUGAUAACUGCUCUUCAUGCCUUAGCGAAGGAGACAGCAAUACCUCCUCUUCUAAUCAUGGGAAUUUAGAAUCUUCAUCAUCAGAUUCUGAAGAGAUCAGUCAACAAUCAGAUGGGAAAGAUACUUCAAUCUCCAUUCAAAAUGGUUUCUCUGAGCAUCAGGUGAAAGGGAUUGAUAGCAUACAGCAUGCAAAUGGAGGGGUUGCUUUGGAAAGCCAGCCAUUGUUUGGACACUCACCUAAUGGGAGAGAUUCUUCAGUUUGCAUUCAAAAUGGUUUCACCAAAUGUCGAGCGAAAGGAAUUGAUAAAAGUCAGGAUGUCAAUAUAGGGGUUGCUUUGGAAAGCCAGGCAUCGUUUGCACAGACACCAGAUGGUGGAGGGAACAAGGUUUCCGGAAAUCCACCGACGACCGUUGAAAUUCCUGAUAAUGAAAAAUCAACUGCUAUUAUGGGUUCUCAAGAUCAAGGCAUGUUCCCAUCAGUCCAUAACCAAACUAUACAGUUUCCGGUAUAUCAAGCUCCUUCAACCAUGAGUUACUACCAUCAUAAUCCUGUUCCUUGGCCAGCUACACCUGCUAAUGGAUUAAUGCCAUUUCCUCCACCAAACCCUUACUUUUAUACCGACCCUAUUGGCUAUGGUUUAAAUGGGAACUCAGGUUUAUGCAUGUCGUAUGGCACUCUGCAGCAUUUUGGUAACCACCUGCUUAAUCCUAGUACGGUUCCAGUGUAUCAACCAGUUUCAAAGGUCAAUGGCUUGUAUGCCGAGGAUCAUAUUCAGGUUCUCAAGUCUGUUACAGCAAAAGAAGAAGCUUUCACCGGAGUUAAUACCGGGAGGGUUACUUCUGGCAGGUUGCAUACAAUAGAACAAGCAGCAAAUGGAGAAGGUAGGCGAAACGAUGUCUCUUCCAAAUCACACAGGGAUGACACUAACUUUUCCUUGUUCCAUUUCGGUGGGCCGGUGGCUCUUUCAACAGCAUGCAAAUCUAAUCCCACCCCUCUGAAAGAGGAGAUUGCCGGAGAACUUUCAUAUCAAUUUUCAGCAUCUCAGGUUGAAAAUGAUCAUGCUUGCAAUAAAAAGGAGACUAGUAUGGAGGAGUACAGUUUGUUUGCAGCGAGUAACAGCAUAAGGUUUUCGUUCUUCUAAUAUAAUUAGAUAGGUAAAGGCGACUGAUUGGAAUUUCAGUCCCUACCUUUAUUUCACAGAAUACCGACGUUUGUAAUUCAGCAUACAAUAAUCUUUUACGGUGAAAGGAAAUCCAAUUUUAGUUUAUAGUUUUUCUUUAGCGGAUUGCUACCCAAAUUUUCUCAUUGUUUUGCUCUCUUUUUAUAUUGUAGAGGAUGAAAAUGGUGGUUUGAGGCUUUAUGUACUCUUGUUUUCAUUAAUAAAGCUUUGCUGGUUUGAGGUUUUGCUUUC